This is a messenger RNA of Folsomia candida, 2484 nucleotides long. RefSeq names its product citron Rho-interacting kinase. NCBI's taxonomy places the organism in Eukaryota, Metazoa, Arthropoda, Collembola, Entomobryomorpha, Isotomidae. The transcript is spliced from 7 exons. Gene Ontology annotation, molecular function: ATP binding; protein serine/threonine kinase activity. The record is from RefSeq and is a predicted model, not a curated record. The coding region runs from base 123 to 2216 and encodes 697 amino acids. Gene Ontology annotation, cellular component: cytoplasm; cytoskeleton. Gene Ontology annotation, biological process: peptidyl-threonine phosphorylation; actomyosin structure organization.
GGAUCCGGGAACGGGUCCCGCGUGUAACCGUCAAAGUCUUGCACCUGCUGAACCUGCUGCCAAUUAACGGUUGACCAAGUUUCACUUUCUAAUUUUCGGCACAACUCCGAAUUUAUUUCGCCAUGUCGUCGUCAUCCCCAUUGGAAAACUUCUACUUGGGGAAAACCCUUCACGAGGGGAUUUUCUCAACCGUUCAAGUGAUCAAGGAACGGGAUAAUCAGAGUGGACGAAUUUUCACUCUGAAAUCUGUGGAUAAAAGUUAUUACGCUAUUCAUAAAUUGGAAUCAUUGCUGGAAGCCGAGACUGAGCUUCGAUCACAAAAUGCAUCACAAUGGAUUGUUGGAUUGCAGUCCUGUUUUGAAGAUGACAACAAGAAGAUGCACUUCAUUAUGGAAUAUUUACCUGGAGGAAAUUUUAUAGAGUUGUUAAAAUCAAAUGGAGGCCGAAUGGAAGAACAAAUGGCAAUGUUUUACAUGGGGGAAUUAGUGCUUGCAAUAAAUGCGGUGCACUGUUUGGGAUUUGCGCAUAGAAAUGUAAAACCAGCAAAUAUUCUGCUCGAUGGGAAUGGUCACAUCAAACUAUCUGGAUUUGGUUCAGCUUCAAAAAUUAAAGACGGAAAAGUUUCUUCUCCACUAACCGUAAAUUCAGCAAGUUAUGAAGCACCAGAAAUACUGAGGACUUUAGGAAACGAAAAUUUUUCAUAUGGUGUCGAAUGUGACUGGUGGUCAUUGGGUGUCAUUGCAUAUGAAACUAUUACUGGCGUCCAUCCAUUCGAAGAAUCAUCUGCUAUUUUAGUAUUUAGAAAGAUUACUUCAAAAAAGACGAGAGGAUCGGUAAAAAUUCCGGCAAGAUCGAGCCAAGAUUGCAAGGAUUUCAUUUCUGGAUUACUUCUAGAGCAAGAGGACCGCAUGACAUACAAUGACUGUAUUUGUCACCCAUUUUUCAACGAGUUGAUCUGGGAUGGAUUAAGAAACGAAAUUGCUCCUUUGAAACCAAAUUUGCAUCUCGACGAUAUUGGCGAACUUGGGGGUGGAAAAAUGUUUAAUGUGAACGAUUGCGAUAACUCUGUAGCCGCCUUGGACGAUGAUCAAAUUCAGAUGCUAUCAGACAUGACAUGCCCUCCCACAAUGGCGAACAAUAACUUAACGUUUGUCUACACCAAUAAAUCAAAGUCAAAAUUGGUGGAUAUUACUGAAGAAAAGGAAAACACAACCACAACCAGUGAGAGAGGAAAAGUCAAUUCUUCCCAUUGGAGCGUCGCUGAGAUGAUGGGUGAGAGCAAGUUAGACAGCAAAACGAAAAAGAAGAACAACAGUAGUGCCGAUCUUACUCGUUUGUUGAAGGAAGAAAAUGAAAAAUUGCAAUCAGAACUUAACAUUAAGACGGAACAGCUCAUGGGCAAAUUAAACGAGAUCCAAAUUCUUCAAACACAACUCCACAAAUCGAGUGAAUCUAUGGAGUCUUUUGAAAAACAGGUCGCUAUAUGUACCAAAGAGAACCAACGUCUCAAAGCCGAACUGGAAAAGAAAAGUGGAGAAUUAGCAAAUGAAAAAUAUGUCCGGGUCGGAUUAGAAAAUAAAUUGAGUAACAUCAACUUUGCGGCAAAGCAGAAGGCGAGCGCGAUUAUGGCACCUCGACCUCCAUCAACCCCUGGGACUCCAUCAUCUCGAUGUGGUGGUGACACAAGCAUUCAUUCGACUGAAGUGUUUGAACUUAAAGAACAAAUUGCAAACUUGAUGGCGUCUGAUGGCCAGAAGGAUGACAUGAUUUUGGAUUUAAAUGUUGCACUUCUGGUUACUCGACAUGAAUUGUCGGUCCAAAAGAUGGAGAACAUCUGCAUGUACAAAAGAGAUACAGGCGGGUGUAACAUGUUUGUUGAGGAUUACAAACAAAUAAUCGCAGACUUCCAACCAAUCGUGACGCAACUUAUGGCAGACAUAAGGACUCAGCAUAAAGAAGAAACUGGAUCUGAAGAGGUUAAGAGUGGUACAAUUCUUCCCGAGAACGAAGAUCAGGGACAAACCCAGGUGAACAAGUGGGACGAAUCUAGCUAUGAACAAUUUCUUCAAUUGCCACAACAAAUCGAAAAAAUGCACAAUGAUCAUGCAUCUUUGUUGGAAAAAGUUGUUAAUGACCGAAAAAAGAUUGCAGAAUUUUUAGGCUCAGUUCAGUUACAGGUGGAUACCUGGACAAUGUUCAAGAAGAAUAACUCGUGAGAAAUUAUAAUCAUAUCAGUCAGGAGACAACAAUUUCAAUCAAAGUGUGCAUUUCGCUUUAAUCAUUUUUAGCUGAGUGAAUGUUAAAUAUCUAUGUCGCGUGCAAUGGUAGUGGUGUUAAAAUUCUAGUUAAAAUUAUGAGUAAAAUGUUUACAAUUACUUAUUUAUAUUUAAACGACUUGUGAAUUGAUGUCAGUAUUACAUGUGGAAAAUAAUAAGUAAUGAAUGCGCGAGUAUUGAUUAAAAUAAGUCAAGUAUUUAUAAAACA